Molecule: messenger RNA, 3246 nt
Organism: Camelina sativa (false flax)
Lineage: Eukaryota; Viridiplantae; Streptophyta; Magnoliopsida; Brassicales; Brassicaceae
Source: RefSeq, a predicted model, not a curated record
AUGGUUAUGGACAAGACAUGGGUUCAUCUUAACAGAACAGAUCCUGGUUAUGAGAAAGGUGCUUGGGAUUUUGUGAGGUCUGUGGCUGCAGGUUUAGGAGACAAUUCAAUUAUUAUUUGCCCGUGUAUUGACUGUCGCAACGUAUAUCGCCACUCAGCCGUUGAUGUUGUUGAUCAUCUUGUAAUAAGAGGAAUGGAUUGGAGUUACAAGUCGAGGGAUGACUGGUUUCAUCAUGGAGAAGUGAAAUCAGGGACUGAGUGUAGAAAGAACACAAGCCAGUGGAACGAAGAGAUAUUAGGUUUGUUCAAAGCUGCCGAGUUUAUGGAUGAAGAGCUUGUUAGUCAUGGUGAUUUAAUUGAUGUUGAUGAAGGGGAUGAUAAGGUAGAAGAUGAGUUCUUAGCCAAGCUAGCUGAUGCAGAAGCACCACUGUAUCCAGGUUGCACAAACUACAACAAGCUAUCUGCGAUUGUUUCACUCUUUCGGUUAAAGACUCAGAGCGGUUGGUCUGACAAAAGUUUUGAUAGUCUACUUGAGACUUUAAAACAGAUGCUACCCAAGGAUAAUGUAUUGCACACGUCCUUGUAUGAGGUGAAGAAAUUCUUCAAAUCUUUUGAUAUGGGUUAUGAGAAGAUACACGCUUGUGUGAAUGACUGUUGUCUGUUUAGAAAUCAGUAUGAGGAGCUCGACAGUUGUCCUAAAUGCAAAUCUUCGCGAUGGAUGAUUAACAAGCGAACUGGUGAGGUGAAGAAAGGGACUCCACAGAAAGUACUUAGGUACUUUCCGAUAAUUCCACGUCUCAAGAGGAUGUUCAGGUCAGAGGACACGGCGAAAGACUUACGGUGGCAUUUCAAUAAUAAGAGCACAGAUGGAAAAAUGCGUCAUCCGGUAGAUUCUGUGACGUGGGAUCAAAUGAAUGAAAAGUAUCCGUCAUUUGCUGCAGAAGAAAGGAACAUUAGGCUUGGACUCUCCACAGAUGGGUUUAAUCCUUUCGACAUGAAAAAUGUUAACUAUAGUGCAUGGCCUGUUUUGCUAGUCAAUUACAACAUGCCACCUGACAAGUGUAUGAAAGAGGAGAACAUCAUGUUGACAUUGCUGAUUCCUGGACCAACUCAACCUGGAAACAAUAUAGAUGUAUAUUUAGAACCUCUUAUAGAGGAUCUAAACCAUCUGUGGGAGAAGGGAGAGGUAACGUAUGAUGCAUUCAGUCGCACUACAUUCACUUUAAGAGCAAUGCUUUUGUGGACCAUUCAGGAUUUUCCGGCAUAUGGAAAUCUAGCAGGCUGCAAAGUUAAAGGCAUAAUGGGUUGUCCGGUUUGCGGGAAGCACACAGAUAGUUUGUGGUUGAGUAAUUGUAGAAAGCACGUGUAUAUGUGUCACCGGAAGUCUCUGUCACCGAACCAUGUUUAUAGACGAAAGAAAACCUGGUUUGAUGGUAGAGCUGAGCUUGGUAGAAAAGGUAGGAUUCUGACUGGUCAUAACAUUUAUCAAAUACUAAAAAAUUACAAAAAUGACUUUGGGAAUGUAAUAGUAAAUGGAAGAAAGAGGAAGAUGCAAGAUCGUGUUGGUUCAGCCUCUGAUACUGAUGAUGAAUCUAGUGAAUCAGAAGAAGAGGAAGAACAAGUAGAUGAAGAGGAGCUAUCCAGAUGGAAAAAGCGGUCAAUCUUCUUCAAGUUAGAGUAUUGGAAGGAAAUGCCGGUUAGGCAUAACCUAGAUGUGAUGCACGUUGAGAGAAAUGUUGCCGCCAGUCUUGUCUCUACAAUGCUGCAUUCAGCGAAAUCAAAGGAUGGUGUUAAUGCUCGAAAAGAUAUGCAACUGCUUGGUAUUAGAAAGGAUUUACAUCCCCAAGCACGUGGGAAAAGAACCUACCUUCCUCCAGGUCCUUGGUCUCUGUCCAAAACAGAGAAGAAAGUAUUUUGUAAGCGAUUGUCUGACUUCAGAGGACCAGAUGGCUACUGCUCAAAUAUUUCUAGAUGUGUUAAGAUAGAAGAUUGUACGGUUAAGGGUUUGUUACCUAAAGGUGUUAGGAUAGCUAUUGGACGUUUAUGCGCUUUCUUCAACAAACUAUGUCAGCGAGUUAUUGACAGAGAGGCAAUUUCUGUAAUGGAGCAUGAAGUUGUGGAAACUAUCUGCAUGUUUGAGAGAUUCUUUCCUCCAAGUUUCUUUGACAUAAUGGUGCAUUUAACAGUCCACUUAGGCAGGGAAGUUCGGUUAUGUGGACCAGUUCAUUUUCGUUGGAUGUACCCAUUUGAGAGAUACAUGAAAGUUCUGAAGGACUUUGUAAGAAACAUGGCAAGACCAGAGGGUUGUAUUGCUGAAUCAUAUCUCGCUGAAGAGUGCAUGCGGUUCUGCAGUGAUUUCUUGAAAAAUACUACAAAUGCUGAUGAGAAAAUGGAAAGAAAUGCUGAUUAUGAGAACUGCUCUAUCUUGGAGGGUCGUCCUAUAUCAGCACCUACUUCAUGUACUCUUACUGAGAAUGAGAAGAACAUAGCACAUCUUGCUGUCAUUCAUAAUAUGGCUCUGAUUGAUCCUUAUGUGGACAUGCAUCUACAACAUCUUCAAGAUUCUAGUGAAAGAUGUAGACGUGAUUCGGCAUUUUUGUGGAGAACCCAUUCUCAGAAAUUUGCCUCGUGGUUAAAAGAACAAAUACCUAUGACUUCUGAUCAUGAAGAUACACUUAAGUGGUUAGCAUAUGGUCCUCGUCUAUGCGCCAGGUCUUACACGGGUUACAUAGUCAAUGGCAAUCGGUUUCAUACAGUCUCGGUUGAUAGGCAAACUCAAAACUGUGGCGUGUUGCAUGAGGCCACAGCAAUGUGUAUAGCUAGUGCUAAAGACAAUUCUCCAAUGGUUGAUGUUGUGUCUUAUUACGGCAGAGUGGUGGAUAUUAUACUGCUUGAUUACAAUGUCUUCUACAUUCCUAUAUUUAAGUGCCAAUGGGCAAAUAUAGGCAAUGGAGUAAAGGAAGAAGAAGGAUUCACACUAGUCAACCUUAGCCAAAGUCAAGCUUCAUUCGCAAAAGAUCCCUACAUACUAGCAUCUCAAGCACAUCAAGUUUUUUAUUCAAGAGUAGAUGAUUCUUCGAGUUGGUAUGUAGCUAUGAGAGGUUCUAAAAGAAGAUACAAUGCAGAGGAUGCUGAAACUGACGAAGCAGACGUUGGACCAUUGCCUGUAUUAAUAGACAUGGAUGAAGAUGACCUGGUCGAUGAAGCUAGGAAUGCCCGAGCUGACUGUGAAGGGAUUUAUGUAUGA